Molecule: messenger RNA, 3156 nt
Organism: Octopus bimaculoides (California two-spot octopus)
Lineage: Eukaryota; Metazoa; Mollusca; Cephalopoda; Octopoda; Octopodidae
Biological process (GO): regulation of transcription by RNA polymerase II
Molecular function (GO): DNA-binding transcription factor activity, RNA polymerase II-specific; RNA polymerase II cis-regulatory region sequence-specific DNA binding
Source: RefSeq, a predicted model, not a curated record
AUGGAAAAUGAAUUAUGUGAGAAAUCAAUUAUAAUCAAAACAGAGCCUGAAAGGAUAGCUUUUCCUAAUGACAUGCUAGAAGGAAUGGGUAAAACACCAAACCACUGUGAUAUCUGUGGUAAAUCGUUCACUCAAAGGAAAGCCUUAACUGUACACAAACGGGAGAAGCCAUAUUACUGUGAAAUCUGUGGGAAAUCCUUCUCUCAAAGAAUUCACUUGACUUUUCACAAAAGCAUACAUACAGGGAUAAAACCAUAUUGUUGUGAUUUCUGUAGUAAAUCAUUCUCUCGGAAAUACGAUUUAUCUAAACACAAACGAAUUCAUACUGGAGAAAAACCAUUUCCCUGUCAAAUCUGUGGUAAAUCCUUCUCUGCAAGUAGUGACUUAAAUAAGCACAAGCGUGUACAUACAGGUGAAAAGCCAUAUCACUGUAACAUCUGUGGUAAAUCAUUUUCUGGAAGUAGUGACUUAACUACCCACAUACGCAUCCAUACAGGUGAGAAGCCAUAUCGAUGUGACAUCUGUGGUAAAUUAUUCACUCAUAAAAACUCCUUAACAAUACACAAACAUAUACAUACAGGUGAUAAUUCACAUCAGUGUGAUAUCUGUGGUAAAUCAUUCUCCAGAACAGGAACUUUAAAUAUUCACAAACGUAUUCACACAGGUGAGAAGCCAUAUCACUGUACAGUUUGUCGUAAAUCAUUCACUUAUAGACAUGUCUUAAUCAAACAUAAACAUAUUCAUACAGGAGAGAAGCCAUAUGCAUGUAAUAUUUGUGGAAAAUCAUUCAGUGAUAGAAAUGUCUUAGCUAUACACAAAUGCAGUCAUACAGGUGAGAAGCCACAUCACUGUGAUGUCUGUGGGAAAUCAUUUCUCCAUAGUCGUAACUUAACUACCCACAUACGUACUCAUACAGGAGAGAAGCCAUAUUGCUGUGAUAUCUGUAAUAAAUCAUUUUCUUGUAGAAGCACCUUAACCAUACACAAACGCAUUCAUACCAGUGCGAAGACAUAUCCAUGUGAAAUCUGUGGUAAAUCAUUCUCUCGAAGCAGUUACUUAACUAGACAUAAGUAUAUUCAUUCAGGAGAGAAGCUAAUUCCAUCUGAUGUUUGUGAUAAAUCUUUCUCUCAUACAAAUGCUUUAACUAUACAAAAACAGAUUCUUACAGGAGAUAAGCCAUAUCAGUGUGAUAUCUGUAGUAAAUCAUUUUCUCGAAAUAGUCACUUGAGCACUCACAAAUAUAUUCAUACAGGAGAAAAACCAUAUCACUGUGAUAUUUGUGGUAAAUCUUUCUCUCAUUCAAGUACUGUAACUGUACACAAACGAAUUCAUACAGGAGAAAAGCCGUAUCAUUGUGAAAUCUGUGGUAAAUCAUUUUGUAAAAGUAGUGACUUAACUACUCAUAGAUAUAUUCAUACAGGUGAGAAGCCAUAUCACUGUGACAUCUGUGGGAAAUCAUUCAACAGAAGAUGCCAUUUAACUACUCACAAACGAAUUCAUACAGGAGAGAAACCUUAUCUCUGUGAUAUCUGUGGUAAAUCAUUCUCUCAAAGUAGUGAGUUAACUACUCACAUUCGGAUUCAUACAGGAGACAAGCCAUAUCACUGUGAGAUAUGUGGUAAAUCAUUCUCUCAGAGUAAUGACUUAACUAUACACAAAUAUAUUCAUACAGGAGAAAAGCCAUAUCAUUGUGAUAUUUGUGGUAAAUCUUUCUCUUAUAGAAAUUCCUUAACUACUCACAUACGAAUUCAUACAGGAGAGAAGCCAUAUCACUGUGAUAUCUGUGGUAAAUCAUUCUCUCGAUCUAGUGACUUGACUUGUCACAAGUAUAUUCAUGCUGACGAAAAGCCAUAUGAAUGUUAUAUCUGUGGUAAAUCAUUUUCUCGGAAACAUCUCUUAGCUACACAUGUAUGUAUUCAUGCUGAAGUAUAAUUUUGCAUGAAAAUGUAUGAACAUUUCCUAUGAAAAGAUAUCUAAACAUAAAUUUAUGAAUGCAGUAAUAACGACACAACUGUGUUAAAAUAUGGCAAUGCUACAUUUUGUAUAACUCCGAUAAUAACAAUAUUGGUGCCAUAAGUUACCAGUGUGAUAUUGUUAAUAAAAGUAUUUAUUUGUAUAUAUUCAAUGUAAUGUAUUUCCAGAAAGGAGAAAAGAUACUGUUGGUUAUGUGACAUUAUGGUUAAAUGACUGAUUAAUGUAUUCAUCAGAUAUCAAGGAUUACUUCACUGUACAGUUAUCAUUGUUGUUAUAACAUUCACUUUUACAUGCGCACAUAAUUUGGAUAAAAUUUGUUGAGGCAGAUUUUCUAUAGCUGGAUACCCUUCCCGUCACCAACAUUCUCCUAUUUUCAAGUAGGGUAAUAUUUUCCCAUGGCCAGAAAUGUUUUUGCAUUUUGGAAACAAAGGACACUGCUUGCACAACAGUGUCACUCAUUUAAAAUUAUCACAUGAUGUCAAGGCAUGGCGACUGUAGUACAUAGUCUCACACACAUACACACAAGUAUACGAUAGACUUCCACAGAAUUUUCCUCUACCAUAUUUACUCAUAAGGCUUUGGUUGGCCUGGGGAGAUUGUAGAUAAUUGCCUGAGGUGCCAUGCAGUGGGACUGAACCUGAAUGUAUGUGGUUGCCAUACAGCUCUGCCUGCACGAAUUGAUAAGUGAGAAAUAAUUGAAUAUUUCAUUACACAUCAGGUACCAUCAUACCACACCAAAUAUAUCUGUCCCUUCUUACCUUUGGUGAUUUCUCAGUUUCAUGCCAUGUGCCACUGCACAUGAUGAUGUAUCUAUAGUUCAUUGUCUUCUUGUAGGAUGCAAAAAUUUGCAAAAUAUAACAUCUGAUAUGGUUUAUUAUGCAGCUUGAUAGCAAAAACUACUCUGUUGAACAACAGCAGAGGUGGCUAGAAUCAGUUCAUAAAUCCCCUCUUUGCUCUUGUGCUCACUCCAUGAGAUGUUUUGAGCUCCCACAAGAAAUCAGAUGUACAUAAUUCAAAGUAAUUUUGAAGUUCCUCCAUACCAUGAUAAACAUAUGUCUUAUAAUCUCCCUUCUCUACGUUAUUCUUGUAUCUAAUGUAUAUACUGGGUUAAAUGCUAUGCAAUGUAUCUCAACAACAGAAUGAUUCCUCUUUCAGAUAAUAAAGUACAGCUACUUAAUUAAA